AUGCGCUUGACCGUCGAGCUCAUCCAGAGUUCCCUCUCAUACAUAAAUCCGCUCAAAGAUCGUGAGCUGGAUCUCCGAGGGCACAAGAUCCCCACAAUUGAGAACUUGGGUAUUGCCAAGGACCAAGAUGCAAUUGACUUGACGGACAACGACCUCUCUUCCCUCGGGAACUUUCCAUUCUUCCCUCGCCUUCAUACCCUUCUCCUGGCUCGCAAUCGAAUUAAUCACAUCCAACCGAAUCUGGGGUCGUCCCUUCCGUCUCUGUCGACACUGGUUUUGACCUCGAAUAAUCUGUCUGAACUUGCUGAUCUUGAUCCGCUGCGCUCUCUUCCCAAACUCACACAUUUGAUUCUGAUGGAGAACCCUAUCACACGGAAGGAAAACUAUCGGUACUGGGUUAUCUGGCUGGCACCGUCUGUGCGAUUCCUCGACUACCAGAAGGUUAAGGACGUGGAGCGUGAAAAGGCGAAGGAGCUCUUCGGCACCGUGGAGCAGCCCUCUGUCCUCGCCUCUAAGAUCAUGGGCAUCAAGUCCCGGACGUUCGAUUCCAGUGCCGCCGCCGCAGACCGCCCAACUGAGAAGGCCAUCCGCGUAAAACUUACCGAUGCCGAGAGAAAGCGCGUGGAGAGGAUGAUUCGCGAGGCGAAGAGUCUGCAGGAGAUCACGCGACUAGAGAAGGAAUUGAAUGAGGGACGGAUACCCGGUGGUGCCCUCGGUGCUAGUGACGCCGAUGGGGAUGAGCGGAUGCAAAUGUGA
Penicillium canariense is the source of this 756-nucleotide messenger RNA. It is a transcript of the gene lea1, whose product is annotated as U2 snRNP complex subunit LEA1. Gene Ontology annotation, biological process: mRNA splicing, via spliceosome. Gene Ontology annotation, cellular component: U2 snRNP. NCBI's taxonomy places the organism in Eukaryota, Fungi, Ascomycota, Eurotiomycetes, Eurotiales, Aspergillaceae. Gene Ontology annotation, molecular function: U2 snRNA binding; protein binding. The record is from RefSeq and is a predicted model, not a curated record. The coding region runs from base 1 to 756 and encodes 251 amino acids. The transcript is spliced from 4 exons.